Molecule: messenger RNA, 789 nt
Organism: Hibiscus syriacus
Lineage: Eukaryota; Viridiplantae; Streptophyta; Magnoliopsida; Malvales; Malvaceae
Product: ATP synthase subunit delta', mitochondrial-like
Exons: 2
Coding region: 102-704 (200 amino acids)
Biological process (GO): proton motive force-driven ATP synthesis
Molecular function (GO): proton-transporting ATP synthase activity, rotational mechanism
Source: RefSeq, a predicted model, not a curated record
UCCAGAUAAAACGAGUGAGGGAAAAGUGAGUCAAAGAACCCCACAUUCCCCGUCUCCGACCUUGCGAGAGCCGAGCGAACCACCCCGAAAUCGUUUCGAGAAUGUUGCGUCGAGCAAUGGGGCUAUUGGCCCGACCCAUAGCAGCCUCAGGGGCUCGAUCUUUCUCCACUGAUCUGCCGGCGGCUCAGACCGCCGAUGCCAUGUUCGUGGAGGCGUGGAACAAAGUGAUACCCAACAUGGAUCCUCCCAAAACUCCUCUCUCUUUCAUGCAGCCUCGACCCGCUACCCCUUCCUCCAUUCCCUCCAAGCUCACCGUCAAUUUCGUUCUCCCUUAUGCUUCUGAGUUAGCUACCAGAGAGGUUGACAUGGUUAUUGUACCAGCCACAACCGGACAGAUGGGUGUUCUUCCAGGACAUGUAGCAACAAUUGCGGAACUGAAGCCUGGUGUGCUGUCGGUGCAUGAAGGAAACGAAACUACAAAGUAUUUCGUCAGCAGCGGUUUUGUUUUCAUCCAUGCCAACUCAUUCGCAGAUAUAAUUGCUGUCGAGGCUGCCCCACUCAAUCAAAUCGAUGCUAAUCUUGUUCAGAAAGGACUUUCGGAGUUCACCCAGAAGCUGAGCUCAGCCACAACUGAUUUGGAGAAAGCUGAAGCACAGAUCGGAAUCGAUGUUCAUAGUGCACUCAACUCAGCUCUCACAGGCUAAAAGUGCCUGUUGCAAUUAUUUUCAUUGGUUAGUGCUCUUCCUUUACAUCUAUCUCAUGGAUGCUGAUGCUAUUCUGAAGAGAUAU